This is a messenger RNA of Musa acuminata subsp. malaccensis (wild Malaysian banana), 1096 nucleotides long. The record is from RefSeq and is a predicted model, not a curated record. NCBI's taxonomy places the organism in Eukaryota, Viridiplantae, Streptophyta, Magnoliopsida, Zingiberales, Musaceae.
CUCUCCUAGCUAAGAAGGCCAAAGGCCAAAGGCAAGGCCAUUUCCAAAUGGCCUCCAAACCCAGAGCCCUCCUCUCCUUCCUCCUCCUGGCCUUCUUCCUCUCCUCAGCUGCGGCUUUCGAUGUCAUGGAGAUCCUCGGCACUUACCCCGACUACUCCACCUUCACUAAGUACCUCACCGACAUGAAGCUGGUCGACGUGAUCAAUAGUCGUCAGACCGUCACCGUCCUCGUCCUCGACAACACUGCCAUCGCUCCACUCAGUUCCCUCCCCGCCGACAAGCUCAAGAGUGCCAUCUCCGCCCACAUCCUUCUCGGCUACUACGACCCCUACGUCCUCGACGGCGACCUCAACAAGUCCGCGCUCCUGCCCACCCUCCUCGGUUCCAGCGGCGCCGGUUUGUUGAAGUACACGGAGAUGCCCGACGACCAGAUGGUGUUCGGGUCGGCCGCGCCCGGCGCUCCUCACGACUCCAAGGUGAUCAAAGUCGUCGGAGCGAGGCCGUACAACCUGUCGGUGCUCCAGAUCGACAAAGCCAUUUUGCCGCCCGGCAUCGGGAGCGCGGUGCCCGCGACGUCGACGCCGCCUGCUGCUACACCCUCGAAAGCAACGGCUGCGCCACCGACGACAACGCCAGCGACGUCUGUCACACCGUCACCGGCUCCUGAGAACAACGGUAGUCCUGUCGUCCCUGUGGCAGCUCCUGCAACUGGCCCCUCGGCGUCCGCGGAAGCUCCCAAGCCAAUCACCAGCACACCUGUUGAGGCUCCAAAGCCAGCCACCAGCGCACCUGUCGAGGCUCCUCAAUCGAGCAGCAGCUCACCUGUUGAGGGUCCACAAUUGAGCGCCAGCGCACCUGUUGAGGCUCCAAAGCCGGGGACUGGCGCACCUGUUGAGGCCCCAAAGCCGAGCACCGGCGCACCUGUUGAGGCUCCAAAGCCGAGCACCGGCGCACCUGUUGAGGCUCCAGAGUCGAGCACCGGCGCACCUGUUGAGGCUCCAGAGUCGAGCACCGGCGCACCUGUUGAGGCUCCAGAGUCGAGCACCGGCGCACCUGCUGAGGGUCCAGAGUCGAGCCACCGGCGCACCUGCUGAGG